Dracunculus medinensis (Guinea worm) is the source of this 1494-nucleotide messenger RNA. The record is from the annotation of a GenBank genome assembly. Lineage: Eukaryota; Metazoa; Nematoda; Chromadorea; Rhabditida; Dracunculidae.
AUGAUUUUUAAAGGGUCAAUAGUGAUAAUUUUACUGGUGUUUUUGCAGUUAAAUUCUCAAAAUCGAGAUACAGUAGGAGCGCAAGAAGCAGCAGCAUUUCUUAAGCGAUCAAAUUUGGAUAUAAAUACUCUCGGACAGAUUUGGGAAGUAGCAGAUUAUCACAAGAAGGGAUAUUUGGAUAAAUUGGGAGCUUUUAUUGCUUUCAAAUUAGUUGCUGCUUGUCAGCAGGGUCAUCCGCCUUCGAUUGCUUCGCUAUCACUCAAUCUCAGUCCACCAUCAUUCGCAUCUCGUUCUGCUACUCCAUCAAUACCCAGUUUUGGAAAUCUUGCUAUAAGCGAUAAUUGGGCGAUAAAUGCUGUUGAACAAACCAAAUAUGAGUCGAUAUUUGAUGGUUUAAAUCCAGUGAAUGGCAAACUUUCUGGUGACAAAGUCAAACCAGUUCUAUUGAAUUCAGGUCUACCAGGACCUUCACUGGCGAAAAUUUGGGACUUGUCGGAUAUAGAUAAGGACGGACAACUUGAUCGUAUUGAAAUGUGUGUGGCUCUUCAUCUAGUGUAUCGUUCACUUCAAGGAGAAGCGAUUCCAGUUGUACUUCCUGCAUCUCUUAUUCAUCCAUCAAAGAAAAAUUUUCAAUGGGGUGAACGCCGAUCAAGAACAGGAUCGGUUGCUUCACUGGAUAUAAAUUCAGCACCGUCAUUUCAAACGAGUGGAACGAUGCGUUCACAAAGCGUGCAACCAACGAGCCUUACAUCACCUAUUUUGUCUUCAGUCUGGCUAUUGACUGAUUUCCGUCAUUUUAAUUUCUUCAAGAUUGAUACGGACAACGAUGGUCUGGUUUCUGGUAAUGAUGUGCGCAAUAUUCUUUUUCAAUCAGCUCUUCCACAAGCGACAUUAGCUCAGCUGUGGGCAUUAGUUGAUAUAAAAAAAAGUGGGAUGAUUAAUUUGGAGCAAUUCGCUUUAAUAAUGUAUUUAAUUGAUGAUUGUAAAAAAGGAAGAGCUGUGCCAAGUAUACUUCCUUCGAACUUGGUUCCACCGUCAUUUAGAGUUCCAGUCUCAAAUAUUAUACCCAGUGGUAAUGAAGAAUUGGAUAAACUCCAACAUGAAAUGCAAAUAUUAAUAAUGGAGAGGCGAGAAGCAGAACAGGCAAUUGUUCAGCUAGAAGCAGAUAUAACCAUCAAAAAUAGUGAAAUAAAAAAUCUUCAGAUAGAAUACAAUACACUCGAAAACACUGUAACGCAAUUGGAGCGGCAAAAAGCUGAAGCUGAAAGACGAUUAGAAACGCUUGACAAUCAAGUAUCUCAGUUAGAGCAAACUGGUUCAUCACUUAAGGAGAAAUUGAUAGAAGAAGAAAAUAGACUGGAAAGUCUUCGAAAUGAAAAUAUGCGUAAUAAGGAAAAUAUUGCAGUAAGAGUCGAACAUUUUGAUUUUUCACUUUUCGCAUCGUUCAUUUAUGAUUUAUUUUUUAUGUAUUUAAUAUAUAUUUAUUUACAUUAA